Messenger RNA from Gasterosteus aculeatus aculeatus (three-spined stickleback), 1493 nucleotides. RefSeq names its product phospholipid phosphatase 4 (gene plpp4). Gene Ontology annotation, molecular function: phosphatidate phosphatase activity. Gene Ontology annotation, cellular component: membrane. Lineage: Eukaryota; Metazoa; Chordata; Actinopteri; Perciformes; Gasterosteidae. Gene Ontology annotation, biological process: phospholipid metabolic process; phospholipid dephosphorylation. The record is from RefSeq and is a predicted model, not a curated record.
AGAGAGAGAGCUCCACUUUUCCCACUGUCACUACGCGCCCACACCUCUGAGGUUUUCUGGGGGACUCUAAACUCCAGCCCAGUUGGAGUAGCUGCUGGUGGAGGAAGGAGGCGUCGGUAGAGCAGCAGCUGCAUCAAGGAGCGUCGGAGCCGACGGAGAGCGGCGCAGAGCGGCGCGGGGGAGCGGAGGAGCGGAGGAGCGGGGGAGACGGCUGCAGGUGUCGGUGUACGAGUCGCGAUGGAGGCGCGCGGCGCGCGAGACUGAAGGGAGCACCGCUUCUGGAAAGCGCUCGCUUUGUUAAGGUGGAUUACAAAGUGGAGGGGGCGGGAAGACAAAUACGACAACAACUAAACAACAACAACAACAACAACAACAACAACAACAAAACGCCUUCGUGUUGCUGUCUACUUCACUUGGCUGGAUUACCUCAGCACCAUGAACGUGUCGCCUCCGGACCGCGGGAAAAACGUGCGCGAGCUGGCUUUGGAGAUAGCCGUCCGAGUUCUGCUUUUCGGAGUUUUUGUAUUUACAGAGUUCCUGGAGCCCUUUGAGAGAGUGAUUCAACCAGAGGAGCUUUGGCUCUACAAGAAUCCUCUGGUUGAGUCAGACCACAUUCCCAAGAGGGUCAUGUUCGCCAUUUCAUUCCUUACCCCGUUGGCGGUGAUAUUCGUGGUGAAGAUAAUUCAGCGGACGGACAAGACAGAGCUCAAAGAGGCAUGUUUAGCUGUGUCCCUGGCCCUCGCCCUGAAUGGAGUCUUCACAAACACUAUCAAGUUGAUUGUUGGCAGACCAAGGCCCGACUAUUUCCAUCGCUGCUUCCCAGACGGACAAGUGAAUGCAAAGAUGCUGUGCACCGGGGAGCCAGAUAUGGUCUCCGAGGGACGCAAGAGCUUCCCCAGCAGCCAUUCCUCCUUUGCAUUCUCUGGCCUCGGCUUCACCUCCUUCUACCUGGCGGGGAAGCUGCAGUGUUUUACGGGUCAAGGUCGAGGACGCAGCUGGCGUCUCUGUGCCAUGGUGCUGCCUCUCUACAGUGCCAUGAUGAUCGCCUUGUCCCGGACCUGCGACUACAAACACCACUGGCAAGACGCCUUUGUCGGAGGAGUGGUCGGCUUGCUCUUUGCGUACGUCUGCUAUCGCCAGCACUACCCGCCCUUUCUGCACUUGGACUGCCACAUGUCCUACGCCAGCCUGGCUGCCGUCGCCCACGUGCCCUCGCACCCCGAGGACGACCCGCAGCCCACGGACAACACAACCAGUCUUCCCCUGGAGGGCCUGAGUGAAGGGCCAGUAUGACUAGUGGCCGCCGCCGCCGAGACUCCCCCCACUACCUUCACCAAGCCGCCGAGCCUCGCUCCCCUCGCCCCCCUCGUCACCCUCGCCCAGUGACUGACUGGCUCUCGUACACAUUCCAGUGGACAAAAGUACGCCCCACCCAUCCCUAUGUUUCACCCCGUCUCGGUGACGCCUACAGUCAUUAUUAUUAUUUUGUUGAA